AGUUCCGGGUUGAACCCCAAGAAUCCCGACCACGUGGGCGUGACGCGUGCGGCCUCGCUAGUUCCGGCGGCUUUGGCGCUAAAACUCCGUCGUUGUUGUUGCCCCUCUCGGCAUUUAAACCUCGAUUUUAAACACGACCCGACCCCCUCUCACGCAAUUACAACAACCGCUGUUCUUUUAGGUCGCCGCUAAACAAUCCUAUUGACGCCCAAGAGCGAUUGCAAUUUCUCAGCUCCACGUGUAUUCACUUUUUAUUAUUUCGUCGCCGAGUUAACGCGCGAUUCGCCGCUGCUGCUGUCUUCAAAGUGCGAAUUGUUGAGUUUCCUCGGUAACGAACGCGAUAGUUGCUCACUCGUGCGAUGGUGCUCAUGCUGAGCGAGGUGGCUCUGCCGGACGACGGCGUGAAGCACCAGGAAUCGGCGAUGUCGCUGUUCGUGAACGGAGAAGACGCGGGCAGCGGCGUCUUGUGCGUGGCCGAGAGUCGGCUGGCAUGGCGCGACGCUCAGGGCCACGGCGUGUCGGUGGAGUACCCGCGCGUGAGCCUCCACGCCGUGUCCCGUGACCCCAACACCUUCCCGCAGCACCACCUCUACGUGAUGCUCAACGGCAAACUGCGCGCUGAGUGUGCUGCGGGCGACGGGGCGAAGGGCGACGACGAGGAGGAGGAAGACGACGACGAUGAUGACGACGACGACCCCAUCACCGAGCUCCGCUUUGUCCCCAGAGACUCGUCCUCAUUGGAGGCGCUGUUCACCGCCAUGUGUGAAUGCCAAGCCCUCCAUCCUGACCUCGACGAGGUUCUUUCAGAGGAUGACAUUUACGACGACAAUGUUGGAGAGGGGGACACGGGCAACGGGGGGCGGCAGGGCUGGUAUGGGGACCAGGAGGGGCUGGGGAUGCUGACAAACACAGGCCGCGCCGCGCUGGCGCACCUCGACGGCCUCCUGGCCGACGCGUCGGGUCGGGCGCCGUCCUUCGGCAUGGGCGGCGUGCGCGAACGCAACGGCACCGAGCCUGACGCAGAUGGCAUGGAAGUCGAUGCAACAUCACAGAUCCCCCCGCACGGAGAGACCGGGCAAUUCGACGACGCCGACGAUGACGUCUAGAGGCGGUGGCUUUCAAGUCUCGGCUUCUGCCUGGCGAUACUUGCACCACACGAACCGACCACGCCCCCCACUCCCCCCCCCAUUCCCCCCCCCCAUUCCCCCCCCCCCCGACUGGACAUCCUCAUGAGUCCCCGUGCCCGUCAGUUCUUCCACUACCGCCGUCUCGAGCCUCGCCACCGCUGAGCGUCGUCCCUCUGGCACGGGGGUUUCAAGUGAAGCGUCGCUGUCGUCCGUUCGCGGUUUCCGCGUGGGGGGGGGGGGGAAUUUAAACUUUCGCUCAUUCCCCGUCCUCCUACACCUUCACCGAAAGGCUCGUGCAAAAAUGUUCUGGCCAGGAUUUUUUUUUUUGCACUCGGCCAAUCCGGGAAAGGCAUCGUGCGUCGGUUGCGUUGUCGGGCAGCAACGUUGCGAAGUGGGCCGAGGAUUUAUCUCGCGCGGAGUAAUGGUGGAGUAAUGUACGCCGUCGACCGGUAGAACUGUGUGGUGUGUUUUUUUCAGACGUGUUCUUCUCGCGCUGUUUGAUAUUGUGGUUCGCCGGUUAAACAGCAUUGGAUUGCGAACGAGCGGUUAGCUGUGCGUGUAUAACUUCUCUCGCACGGUACUAGCCAACCGUGAUAAUCGGAGACGUUUGUGCGAGUGCGCGUGUGCGUGUGCGUUAAAACCUUCCCUGCGAGUCCGUGCUCUUGCCCGCUGCGAACUUUUGCUCCCAGCCUCACUUUUGCUGUGAACCCCGACAGAUGUCAAUGUAAGUUUUUGUUGUUUCCUUACGAGGUUAAUAAAGGGGUCUAUUUUGUACGAGA
Molecule: messenger RNA, 1906 nt
Organism: Lethenteron reissneri (Far Eastern brook lamprey)
Lineage: Eukaryota; Metazoa; Chordata; Hyperoartia; Petromyzontiformes; Petromyzontidae
Gene: CLNS1A
Product: chloride nucleotide-sensitive channel 1A
Biological process (GO): mRNA cis splicing, via spliceosome; cell volume homeostasis; chloride transport
Cellular component (GO): methylosome; cytosol; spliceosomal complex
Source: RefSeq, a predicted model, not a curated record